Messenger RNA from Melanotaenia boesemani (Boeseman's rainbowfish), 870 nucleotides. RefSeq names its product parvalbumin 8 (gene pvalb8). Bases 265 to 594 code for a protein of 109 amino acids. The record is from RefSeq and is a predicted model, not a curated record. Gene Ontology annotation, molecular function: calcium ion binding. Gene Ontology annotation, cellular component: cytoplasm; nucleus. The transcript is spliced from 5 exons. NCBI's taxonomy places the organism in Eukaryota, Metazoa, Chordata, Actinopteri, Atheriniformes, Melanotaeniidae.
AAUCAAUCUGCUAUUUACGAGGGUGUUACAGCACGGUCCGUCUCUGUCCUGGGCGCUAUAGGAUAGUAAAGGUUAAUCAGUUAGGAGAGAAAUUCGAUCAGGGGCGGGCAGUUAGAAUUUGAUCCAUAGACAGGUAACUUAAGCAAUCCCUAUUGUCACAGCAAUCAGACCUAUAUAAAUCCGCCGUGACGGAUAGCAGUCACCACAGCCUUACCUCUCUGCUGGAUCACCGACCUGGGCGAGAAUUCCUUAACACGGACUAAAAUGUCGUUCUCAUCUGUCCUGUCUGCUGAUGCCAUCGACAGUGCUAUCAAGGACUGCCAAGCUCCAGACUCCUUCUGCCCAAAGAAGUUUUUCCAGGUGUGUGGCCUCACCAAGAAGAGCCCUCAGGAUGUGAAGAAGAUUUUUGGGCUCCUGGACAAUGAUGGUGAUGGUUUUAUUGAAGAGAAUGAGCUCAAGGCUUUCCUACAGAAGUUCUCUCCUGGGGCCCGUAUCCUGACAGACAAGGAGAUCAAGGCCUUCCUGAAUGCUGCUGAUGAUGACAACGAUGGUCGAGUUGGAGCAGAUGAGUUCCAGGCUAUGGUCUUGUCCUAAACAGCUGGAGUUCUCCUACUAGGUCUGCCCCCCACCUCCUCCCACCAUUUUAUCCGACUGCUUCAAGGGCUACUUAGUCAGUCACUAUUCAUCUAGUUAGAGAAAACCCUCAGAUUUGUUUAAUUUUGCAAGAUUUACUCUGGUCCACUGAAAUAUGCUUAUCAUGUUUUUGUUUUUUUGUUUUUCCUUUUGUGUCAGACCAACCAUAAAGCUGCAUUGCCCAAAUAAAUGUACACUUAACUAAAGUAAUGAUUAAAUAAAAGAAUGAAAUCCCAA